UCCCGCUCUACACAACCUAUUUUCCACAAACAAUUUCCCGCAGUGAUUUAGUAACGAGUCUGGUUCGCAGCGCAGGCGGGAAAAAACGCUCGUAAUCGAAGAGGGAAAAUUUUCUAAUUUCUCGACGCUUGUGUGAAAAUCGCGCGCGUCGAACCAUGUUUUUCUAAAUGAAUGUUGUUUGCCGCAUUGACAUUUGAUAAUGUUGUUGUUCCUGUGGGGGAGAGGGAUUUGUUGCUGUGUGUGGAAGCGAUGGUGGGGCGAAUGGUCCGAGAAACAAUAAAACAAAUGGUCUAAUUGGUUUGUUUAUGUAGGACGUGUGUGACAUUUGUCCGGAGUGAAUUAUAGAUGGGGACCCGUCGGCCGGCUUGAAUCAGUGCGAGAACUAGGUGCAAAACGUUGAUUAGGGGGGUUAAUAAUGUUAAUUACGUGGGGUAUAUAGUGUGGUGCAAUGAGUGCCGCACGCAACCUCCAAAAUGGCGUGAGAGGCAACCGGGGGAGGGAGUCGACGACGUGGUGCACGUUGUUGCCCCCCCAGCACUGAGACACUCGCUGGGGUUGAUGUCGACGGUCGCUCGGUCUUCGAGAGACAUGUAGAAGACCAGUGCGACAUUUUGUCGAGGCGGUCUCGAUCCCGGCCAGCUCCGAUCAAUAUACUCUGUUGCUCCGCACACCGGAAAAUUUUUCUUCCUCCGAUGGGUGCCACACGGACGAUCCUCGUUUUAUAAUGCUGACUUUGUUGUUUCUGUUAUGGUCCCUGAUUCGCGGUCUAAGAAAACCUUCCUCACGCACUCCCACACCCGCACCACCCUCGCCGGUCCCCGAAUCGCCCUCUCCCGAACCUCUGGACUUGCACAGCGAGUUGUCCAUGACUCUGUCGUCCCAGACGAGGAUGUCCACCGAGAGCUACCGCUCGCGGUAUUCCCCGUUCUCGAGGGAGUCGUCGGUGGACGUCGGCAACGAAAGUCGGCAUUCGGUCACGAGUAUAUCCUCGUUUUCCACGUCUUCGAGACGCUACGAGAUUAUUGGCCAGAGGUCCAUCGACUCGAGGGCCAGUGUUACCAGUCUUUGGUCGUCGGAUAUGUCCAGACGGGACUCGGAGGCGAUCCCGGAACAUGAGGUGGAUUCGACGGACUCGCGAGCGUCUUUUGCUUCAGCGGGUAGUUUAGUCUCGUCCGACGGCUCGAGACGGCAUUCCGAAGGUCUAGGGAGAAGGAGGAGGUCUUCGGUGAGGUCGUCGCAAGUUAGGAGACACACUAGGAGGUUUCCUUUAACUUAUGAUAGGCGGAGAACUACUGGGAGUUUCGACGUUGAAAAUGGAGCGAGUCCGGGGAGGAGUCCUCUGGACGGGGCAGCGUCCCCCUCUGCUGGCCUGGUCCUCCAAAAUCUCCCCCAAAGGAGGGAGAGUUUCUUGUACAGAUCCGACAGCGACUUCGAAAUGUCUCCGAAAUCGAUGUCCAGGAAUUCGUCGAUCGCUAGCGAAAGAUUCAAGGAGACAGAAAACAUAUUGGAAAGAUCUCAUGGAGAAGAUCUUAUUGUCACACCGUUCGCACAAAUUCUUGCCAGUUUGCGCAGCGUACGCAACAAUUUCCAAUGUCUUACCAACGUGCCCACCAACAAGUCUCGCCGUUCUUCGGGAGCAGCGACGUCCGCCACCCCUCAACCAAGAAAUCUUGUGCCUGGAGAUGAAGCUUACAUGAAAAUGGCCAUGGAGACGAUGGAAGAGCUCGAUUGGUGUUUGGACCAACUCGAGACCAUCCAAACCCAUCGGUCCGUCUCCGACAUGGCGUCACUUAAGUUCAAACGGAUGUUGAACAAAGAACUGUCACACUUCUCCGAAUCCAGUAAAUCCGGCAAUCAGAUAUCUGAGUAUAUCUGUUCGACUUUCCUCGAUAAGCAACAAGAGUUGGAUUUGCCGUCGCUGCGCGUCGAUGAAGGCACUGAGGCUCAGCCGAAGGGGACGCAACGAAAGGAGCGUCCCCGCGGCCCCUACUCGACAAUGUCCCAGAUUUCUGGGGUGAACCGAAAGCCUUUAUGUCACACCAAUUCGUUCACUGGCGAACGUCUGCCGCAGCACGGCGUCGAGACGCCCUUCGAGGAGGAUCUCGGCAAAUGCCUGGCCGAGAUCGACAGGUGGGGCAUUGAUAUAUUCCGCAUCGGUGAAAUGAGCAACGGACGACCCCUCACCUGCGUGGCUUAUACGACUUUCACGUCGAGGGAACUUCUCAAAUCGAUGAUGAUUCCGCCGAAGACGUUCAUAACGUUCAUGAUGACGCUGGAGGAUCAUUACGUGAAGGACAAUCCGUUUCAUAAUUCGUUGCACGCGGCGGACGUUACCCAAAGCACGCACGUGCUGCUGAACACGCCGGCUCUAGAGUCGGUUUUUACUCCCUUGGAAGUGACUGCGGCGCUCUUCGCCGCUUGCAUCCACGACGUGGACCACCCCGGACUGACCAAUCAAUUUCUAAUCAAUUCGAGUUCCGAGUUGGCACUUAUGUAUAACGACGAAAGCGUUUUGGAGAACCACCACCUGGCGGUGGCAUUCAAACUCCUCCAGAACGAAGGUUGUGAUAUCUUUAUAAAUAUGAACAAGAAGCAGCGCCAGACGUUGAGGAAGAUGGUGAUCGAUAUGGUGCUAAGUACCGACAUGUCAAAACAUAUGAGUCUGCUGGCGGAUUUAAAGACGAUGGUGGAGACGAAAAAAGUGGCCGGUUCUGGUGUGCUGUUGCUGGACAACUACACGGACCGCAUCCAAGUGUUGGAGAACCUGGUGCACUGCGCCGACCUGAGCAAUCCGACGAAACCUCUGGCCUUGUACAAGCGUUGGGUUGACUUGUUGAUGGAGGAGUUCUUCCAGCAGGGCGACAAAGAACGCGAGGCGAAGAUGGACAUCAGCCCGAUGUGUGAUCGACACUCGGCGACGAUCGAAAAGUCCCAGGUCGGCUUCAUCGACUACAUCGUCCACCCGCUGUGGGAGACGUGGGCCGACCUGGUGCACCCCGACGCCCAGGACAUCCUCGACACGCUGGAAGAGAACCGCGACUGGUACCAGAGCGCCAUUCCUCCGAGCCCGCCGGCCGAAGACGUGCCCGAUCAGCAGCGGCCCGGCAUCCGCUUCCAAGUGACCCUUGAAGAGGGCGAAGGAGAAGCCGAAGCGGAAGCUCCGAUGUGACGGAGGCUGCUGGGCCUCUGUCGGAAGCUGACCGAGAAGGUGCAGCAGUGGUGGCGCGUGCGGCAGUAGGACGCUGGCGUCCUCUGUCGGCCACCCCGCGCUGGCGCGGCGUUUGUUAUGUUUGCAUCGCUUUUGACUGAAUCUCCGGGCUCGCGCGCAGCCUGUCCCCGCAAGUUCCUGGGAGUGUACAUUAUGUUUAAGUCAUUACUCGUUCUUGUUUUAUUUUUCUGCCUUUCCACGACCCUCGUCAUGCCUUACGUAGGAAGACACCACCCCCUACUGAUUAUACAUCUGUAUAUAUUUCAUAAUGUCUGUCGGUGUAAUACUCAGCCCCAUUUAUGUAUAGGUACUAUGUGUCAUGUCAGCUAUGUUACACAAGUAAAGCUCUCUCCAUUUUAAAA
Tribolium castaneum (red flour beetle) is the source of this 3570-nucleotide messenger RNA. RefSeq names its product dunce (gene dnc). The transcript has 8 exons. NCBI's taxonomy places the organism in Eukaryota, Metazoa, Arthropoda, Insecta, Coleoptera, Tenebrionidae. Gene Ontology annotation, biological process: signal transduction. The record is from RefSeq and is a predicted model, not a curated record. Gene Ontology annotation, molecular function: 3',5'-cyclic-AMP phosphodiesterase activity. The coding region runs from base 725 to 3169 and encodes 814 amino acids. Gene Ontology annotation, cellular component: cytosol; perinuclear region of cytoplasm; nucleus.